AUUGCUGAGAAGAAAAAACAGUGGACUGCUCUUAGUACUGCUCAUCAGGUGAUAUUUUCACCUGACUGGUGUUUCAGCUGGUUUACUAAACAGAGGUGUGGCGCCGGCUGCUCAUUACACAUACAGAGAGUCCGCUAACACUCGAACACGAGGAGAACCCUCUGUCCGAUCUUAGUUUGAGAUCCAAGUUCAAGUUUUUUUUUGGAUUGCGUUUUGCAAUUUGCAAGGCAAACGAUGCCGACAACAGAUACGACUUACGACAAUGUUUCUCACGUGAACUAUGCUUUCCAUCACGAAGAGCAGCGGCCGCCUCCGUAUGCGCCGUCUUCCGGAAUGAACCCGGCUUUACCUCAAUACCCCGGCCCCCAAAACCCUCAAUAUCUACACCAUCAUUCCCCUCCACCAUACAUUUCAGAGAGAUACUCGCCUGCUCAGAGCCUCCAUCAGUACACGCCUCAAACAGCACCUAUUAAUACCCACCACACGGUCACGCCUGGACCCUACCUUGACGUUAAUCCGCUUCACAAAGUUUCCAGGAGAACAAAAUGGCCAUUUAUCCUUGGUGCAGUUGCCUCCCUACUGAUCGUUGCCGGGGUCAUCGUUGUGGUGCUUUGGUUUUAUGGUGUGUUCGAUUGUUUGCAAGGGCAUCGCUGUAAAACGAAUAACGAAUGUGUCAGCGUCUCUCAGUGGUGUGACGGCGUUCAGGACUGUCCGUCAGGAGAUGAUGAAACUCAGUGCUUUCGUCUGUUUGGAUCCGAGUCCCUUCUUCAGAUGUAUUCAAACGUGACUCAAAAAUGGGAGAAUGUGUGUUCAGAUGGAUGGAAUGACAACCUCGGAAUACAAGCGUGUGAGAAUAUAGGAUACGAGAGGGACACCUAUGUGGGUUAUGAGGAGAUUUACUCGAGAGCAUCGACUGACUACAUACUGGUGAAGACUUCUCUCAGCUCCUCCAAUCUGACAGGUUUUCUCAGUAAAACUUCAGACUGUCCAUCUCAAAAAGCAGUGGCAGUCAAAUGUAUAGAUUGUGGACAGAACAGCGGGACCCGAAUUGUAGGAGGAACCACGGUGACCUCUAGGGGGGUGUGGCCAUGGCAGGUCAGCCUGCAGAUUUCCAGAAGGCAUCUGUGUGGCGGGUCUGUCAUUACACCUUACUGGAUCGUCACUGCAGCUCACUGUGUUCAUGGGAAUUCAGAUGCGAGGGAUUGGACUGUGUAUGCUGGAUAUCUGACUCGUUCCGAGAUGCUGUCGGCCACCGGCAAUUCUGUAAGCCAGAUAGUCAUGCACAACUUCGAUCCGAUAACCAACGAAAAUGACAUCGCCCUGAUGAAGCUAAACCGACCACUCAUGAUUACAUCGAAUGUCAGGCCAGUGUGUCUGCCCAAUAAAGGCAUGUACUUCGCUGCUCCGCGGGAAUGUUACGUCACUGGAUGGGGGGCACUGUUUAGUGGAGGAUCUCCCUCACAAAACCUACAAGAAGCCAAAAUCCAGCUAAUCGACAGAACGACUUGCAACAGCCGACAGGUGUAUAACAGGCAGAUCACAGACACCAUGAUCUGUGCUGGCAAGCUGGAGGGUGGCGUGGACUCCUGUCAGGGGGACAGCGGGGGUCCUCUGGUCACAAAAGAGAAUUCUCUAUGGUGGCUGGUUGGGGACACUAGCUGGGGUGAUGGAUGUGCUUUCAGAAACAAGCCCGGAGUCUACGGAAAUGUGACCUACUUCCUUGACUGGAUAUACGAACAAAUGCGGAGAUAUUAACCUUUUUAAUAUAAAGAUUUUUGAGAAGAGCAACUGAUCCAAAUCGCUGACUCUCAGGAACUGUGACCGUUUUUUUUUUUUUUUUUUUAUAGUCUUAUUUUACUUUUUGCUUUCAUUUAAAUGUUUUCGGAUAAAUCUAAAAGAACCACUUAUUUAUUUACACCGGUGUCAAUAAGUGAAUUGCACAUUAUGCUACAAUAUGCACUUUUCUCUCUUUUUUUUUUUUGUUGUUGUAUGUUUUGUAUAAAAAGCACGACUGUACAAAUGAGUUUAUAAAAAAAACAAAAAACAAAAAAAAAACCCUACCUGACAUCACAUCACUGACAUGUUUGUUCUCUGGCUCUCUUUGCAACCACAACAUUUCACAUUUGCAUUGUUACCAGUAUUCAAUAACAGGAUGUGACAGAGAUUAAAACCGCUCUCCUCAGAGCUGCGGACAGACAUGGUGCAAACAAAUGUCUUUCUUGUAUAACUAUAUAGAGAUCUAAAAUUGUUUUUACGACAUCAAGAAUUUAUAUUAAAACGUGUAUGACUUUCUGACUGAA
Messenger RNA from Puntigrus tetrazona (Sumatra barb), 2300 nucleotides. It is a transcript of the gene tmprss2, whose product is annotated as transmembrane serine protease 2. Gene Ontology annotation, cellular component: membrane. Lineage: Eukaryota; Metazoa; Chordata; Actinopteri; Cypriniformes; Cyprinidae. The record is from RefSeq and is a predicted model, not a curated record. Bases 235 to 1755 code for a protein of 506 amino acids. The transcript is spliced from 14 exons. Gene Ontology annotation, molecular function: protein binding; serine-type endopeptidase activity. Gene Ontology annotation, biological process: proteolysis.